Messenger RNA from Triticum turgidum subsp. durum (durum wheat), 540 nucleotides. The record is from the annotation of a GenBank genome assembly. NCBI's taxonomy places the organism in Eukaryota, Viridiplantae, Streptophyta, Magnoliopsida, Poales, Poaceae.
AUGUCGUUCACUUGCAGGCAUGCGACACUCUACUUCAAAGCCAUGGAAGUCGUGCGGAUGAGGGACGCAAGUGCUGCAUGCUAUGAGCACGUCAAUGUUGCCCUUGAUUCAGUGAUUCAAAGUGCAGCGCCUUUGGCAGAGAAACGGGAUGGACUGGCUUUCGAGGAUCGCGUGAUUCCAACGGCUGAUGUCAGGAUGUCUGCCAACGGCGAGCAAGCAAAUGCUGAUCGUGAGGCCGACCAUUGCCCAAGUGCCGGAAAUUCUUUCAGCACGAAUGCCAUGCAGUGCCUCACAACACCAGAGAAGCGUAGAGGGCCUGGCAGGCCUACAAACAGCAGGGACAAGGCGCCAUAUGAAGGACCGAGUAAGAGAACAAGGUUCUGCAGCAUAUGUCGGCGCGAAGGGCACAAGAAAACGACAUGCCCAGAAAGAGGGGAUAUGCCGAAGAAGCCACAGAAGCCUGGGAAAUGCAAAAACUGCGGGAUAGAAGGGCACCGACGUACCACGUGCACGAGACCACUUGGGUUUGCACAUAAUUGA